UCGAAUGAACCCUACACAACUGAAUUUUAAUUAGUCGAACUUCAGUACAAAUAACAGACAUAAAUCCCCAAAAGGCUAAAAAAAAAAGAUAGGGAGCCCCCUACUUGUGAACCUAAAACCCCAACAAAGCCCUUUCGCUUCUCAUUAUUACAAUUAUGGCCACUCACGCCGCCAGGUCCUUCCUCCGCUCCGCCGCCACCUCCGGCCGCUCCGCCGUCACCUCCGGCCGCUCCGCUGCCACCAAAAUUGCCUCCGGCGCCAAGCCAAAAUCCUCUCCCUUUCGUAUUCCAGCUCAAAAGCCACCCAAUGCUCGCAUUUUCAGGUCUCCUGUAGAAAUGAGUUGUGUUAGAGUGGAAUCUAUGUUUCCUUAUCAUACUGCCACUGCCUCGGCGCUACUGACUUCAAUGCUCUCUGCUACUCCUCGGAGCUAUGGUUGGACGCUUGAAGAUUGCAAUGAUGAUUUAUGAUGUCGGAGGGUUCAACUGAAGUAUUAUGUCGUCCAUGCAGUCUAAGAGAAUGUCUGUAUGAGCUCUGAAGAAGAAAUAUUUGGUUUCUUCUACGACUGUCAUUUGAUUUCCGUUCUAAUCUCCCCGUUUGUGAAACUGCCAUCCUUUCUCUUUCAGUAAAUUUAGCUUCUUCCGAAGCAUUUUAAGUAGCAGUAUUUUCUAGUUGAAUUCUUCUGAUGUUCAUCGCUAUGAUGCUAGAUACUGCACUGCAUGUCCACCUUAACUCUUUCGGGCUUAUUUUAAACUGUAAUAUAGUAGUUUGACGACUGGCUUUUCCUUGUCUUGGGCUGUGAUUACAUGCUCAUCGGCUUCCUUUCAGCUUCAAGAUUUUGUAAACUAUUAGUCUAUGAGCUUCAAUAAGACGCCAUUGAACAUAGCGUUUAGAAUCAUGUUGACGCCUUUUACUUCUUCCAUUUUUCGCCUACUUCUGGUACAUGUUUUACAAGUAAUUUUGUUAUUCCUGUUUGCAUUGUAGAUGGAUGAUUGUUAUGCAGUGCAUAUCUUGGUUGUUCAACGGAUAUCGAUGGACUGUAACAUUAGAACCCCAGAAAUCAUCUCCGUUUUUAUGAAUUUUGGAGCUAAAUCUUCAACAUUUAUUGUUCUGAUCAUGGAAUUUUUAGCUAAAUCUUCUCUUUGGAUAGCCAUUUGUAGAUUGAAAGAUACUAGUUCUCAUAAUUCCUUAUAUCUACAAUGAAAAGUUAUCAAGUUUAAGUUGCAGUCUAAUAAAUCAUUUGAAUUUUGUGUUA
This is a messenger RNA of Capsicum annuum, 1252 nucleotides long. Its product is annotated as protein NUCLEAR FUSION DEFECTIVE 6, mitochondrial. The coding region runs from base 156 to 467 and encodes 103 amino acids. Lineage: Eukaryota; Viridiplantae; Streptophyta; Magnoliopsida; Solanales; Solanaceae. The record is from RefSeq and is a predicted model, not a curated record. Gene Ontology annotation, cellular component: mitochondrion. The transcript is spliced from 3 exons.